ACACGUAUUGUUUUAUUUUGAGUGUGUUGUUAUAACUCGUAUAAUAAUAUAUGAAAAAAAAAACAACACCACAGUUUUUCUAGCUCAGAGCAGCUCAGAGUCAAUCAAAGAGUUACAAGUCAGUUUAACUUUGAACGUGCUAGGAAGUUGACGUGUUAAAUUAGUGAUCAUUUAUUCGACCACACCCACACAAUAAUUUAUUGUCAAUAAAAACAACUGCAUCAUGGCAUCAUCUCAAUAUUAUCAUGUCCAGUGUACACCAACUGUAUAUCCAGCAGAUCCAUUUAAUCCAGAAGAAGAUGCACAAUUAUUACGUACAGCCAUGAAAGGUUUUGGAACUGAUGAGCAAGCUAUUUUAGAUGUUCUAUCAAAACGUGGUAUUGUACAACGUCUUGAAAUUGCUGAUAAAUUCAAAACAAUGUUUGGCAAAGAUCUUGUCUCUGAUCUUAAAUCUGAAUUGGGUGGUAAUUUUGAAAAAGCAAUUAUUGCAUUGAUGACACCAUUGCCAGAGUAUUUUGCUAAAGAAUUAAACAAUGCAAUGUCGGGUAUUGGAACUGAUGAAAGUGCCAUUAUUGAAGUACUUGCAUCACUAUCAAACUAUGGAAUUAAAACAAUUUCAUCAGUAUACAAAGAUCUUUAUGGAAAUGAGCUUGAGGAAGAUCUUAAAGGUGAUACAUCUGGACAUUUUAAACGUCUUCUUGUCUCUCUAUCAUGUGCAAGCAGAAAUGAAGAUCCAAAUAUUGAUGUUGCUGCUGCUGUUGAAGAUGCAGAACGUCUUUUUCAAGCUGGUGAAGGUCAAUGGGGAACUGAAGAAAGUACAUUUAAUCAAAUAUUAAUUACCAAGAGUUUUCCACAAUUGCGUAGAAUUUUCCAAGAGUAUGAAAAAAUAUCUGGUAAAAGUCUUGAGGAAGCUAUUGAACGAGAAUUUUCUGGAGCACUUGAAAAAGGCUAUCUUGCUGUUGUAAAAUGUGCAAGAGACAAGACAGCAUAUUUUGCUGAAAGACUUCAUGAUUCAAUGGCUGGUAUUGGAAGUGAUGAUGCAACUCUCAUACGGAUUAUUGUUACUCGUUCGGAAAUUGACUUGGGUGAUAUCAAAGAUGCCUAUGAAAACAUGUAUGGAAAAUCACUUGCUGGUGAUAUUGAUAGUGACUGCAGCGAUGAAUUUAAGAGUCUUCUAUUGUCACUAGUCUACUGAACUUCAUGAAAACAUUAAAAAAUAAUUAAUAAUUAAAUUUCAUGCUUUUGUUGAAUAAUAAUAAUAAUUAAACAAUUAAAUAUUUUAUUCAAA
Messenger RNA from Aphidius gifuensis, 1288 nucleotides. RefSeq names its product annexin B9-like. Gene Ontology annotation, cellular component: cytoplasm. The record is from RefSeq and is a predicted model, not a curated record. Lineage: Eukaryota; Metazoa; Arthropoda; Insecta; Hymenoptera; Braconidae. Bases 224 to 1195 code for a protein of 323 amino acids. The transcript has 11 exons. Gene Ontology annotation, molecular function: calcium ion binding; calcium-dependent phospholipid binding.